Messenger RNA from Phialemonium atrogriseum, 2520 nucleotides. RefSeq names its product NUC185 domain-containing protein. Gene Ontology annotation, cellular component: Ski complex. Bases 48 to 2153 code for a protein of 701 amino acids. Lineage: Eukaryota; Fungi; Ascomycota; Sordariomycetes; Cephalothecales; Cephalothecaceae. Gene Ontology annotation, biological process: nuclear-transcribed mRNA catabolic process, 3'-5' exonucleolytic nonsense-mediated decay. The record is from RefSeq and is a predicted model, not a curated record. Gene Ontology annotation, molecular function: RNA helicase activity. The transcript has 2 exons.
AACGGGGCAGAGGCGGGCCUCCGCGGGCGAGCCAUGCUCCCGGGCACAUGGGACGGGCCGGGCGGCCGGGAGGAUUCACCUCGGCUGCGCAGGACAAGAAUCUCUGGGUGCACCUGGUGCAGUUCCUGAGGAAGUCGAACUUACUUCCGGCCUGCAUCUUCGUCUUCUCCAAGAAGCGGUGUGAGGAGAACGCGGAUGCCUUAUCCAACCAGGACUUCUGUACGGCCCAGGAGAAGAGCGCCAUCCACAUGACCAUUAAGAAGUCAAUAGCGCGGCUGAAGCCCGAAGACCGAGUCCUUCCGCAGAUCAUCAGACUCCAGGAACUCCUCGCUCGAGGCAUCGCUGUUCACCAUGGCGGCCUGUUGCCGAUUGUCAAGGAAUUGGUCGAGAUAUUGUUCGCUCAGACGCUGGUCAAGGUUCUCUUCGCCACCGAGACUUUCGCCAUGGGGCUGAACCUGCCGACGAGAACAGUCGUCUUCUCCGGAUACCGAAAGCAUGACGGCCAUUCCUUCCGCAACCUACUCCCCGGCGAAUACACCCAAAUGGCCGGACGAGCCGGACGUCGAGGCCUGGACGCAGUCGGCUCCGUCAUCAUCGUCCCUCCCGGCGGCGACGAAGCUCCUCCGGUUACGGACUUGAGGCAGAUGAUCCUGGGAGAGCCGUCCAAGCUCCGGUCGCAGUUCCGGCUCACGUACAACAUGAUCCUGAACCUGCUGCGUGUCGAGGCGUUGAAGAUCGAGGAGAUGAUUAAGCGUUCCUUCUCCGAGCACGCCACCCAGCAGCUACUGCCCGAGCACGAGAAGGCCGUCAAGCUGUCCGAGGCCGAUCUGGCGAAGGUCAAGCGCGACGCGUGCGAUAUCUGCGACGUGGACAUGGACGGCUGCCAUCAAGCCUCGGAGGACUACAAGCAGCUGACCGUGGAGCUGUACCAGCUCAUGCUGCGGAUCCCCGUCGGUCGCAAGAUGUUCACGGCUGGGCGACUGGUGGUGUGGAUGAAGGAUGGCGUGCGCACUCCCGGCAUCCUACUCUCCGAGGGCGCAAGUAUCAAGAGUGCGGCCGACAACCCGACGAUACACGUGCUCGAGAUCAGGACCUUGAGAGAAACCCGCAACUCGACAGAUCUGCUCCCAUUCCUGCCACCUUUCCGCGCCUUGUACACCAGCCUCCCGCAGGCGAGGAAGCACAUCCAGUUUAAGACCUGCCACGUGCCCCUCACCGAGGUGGAGUGCCUCACAAAGCUCGUCACCAAGGGGGUCGUCCCCGACGUCUUCGCCGGCGGCGAGGCCUAUCAGAAGGCGAAGGAGAAGCUGCAGGGCAUCUGCAAGUCGUGGACUUCGGACAUCUGGGACGAGAUGGAUCUCUCCAAGCUCCGGAGCCUGCAGCUGCAAGAGGUCAUAGGAAAGCGGAAGGAGGCCGAGGCGAGAGCCUGCACAUCGCCGGCCCUGAAGUGCCAGCACUUCCUCAAGCACUUCGCCAUGUGCCACGACCAGUGGCUCAUCAAGACGCAGAUCGACCAGCUCCGGGCGAGCCUCGCAGACCAGAACCUGCAGCUCCUCCCGGACUACGAGCAGCGGAUCCAGGUGCUCAAGGACCUGUCCUUCAUCGACGACGCGGCGCGCAUCCAGCUCAAGGGCAAGGUGGCGUGCGAGAUCCACUCGGGCGACGAGCUGGUGCUGACGGAGCUGAUCCUCGAGAACGUGCUGGCCGACUACGAGCCCGCCGAGAUCGCCGCCCUGCUGUCGGCCUUUGUGUUCCAGGAGAAGACGGCCACGGCGCCGACGCUGACGGGCAGCCUGGAGCGGGGCAUGAAGACGAUCGUGGCCAUCGCGGAGCGCGUCAACGGGGUGCAGGAGGCGCACCAGGUGAUUCAGUCGGCCGAGGAGGGGGUCAGCGACUUCUCCAGCCGGCCGCGGUUCGGGCUCGUCGAGGUGGUGCACGAGUGGGCGCGCGGCACGAGCUUCAGGAACAUCACCGACCUGACCGACGUGCUCGAGGGCACCAUCGUGCGCACAAUCACCCGCCUCGACGAGACGUGCCGCGAGGUCAAGAACGCGGCCCGCAUCAUCGGCGACCCCGAGCUGUACCGCAAGAUGGCGGCCGCGCAGGAGAUGAUCAGGAGGGAUAUCACCGCCGUGGCGAGCUUGUACAUGUGAUUUGGCUGGCUCUUCUUUUCUUUCUGUCUUCUUCGUUUUUACUCGUCUGUCUAGAGUAUCAUGAUGACGAUGCACUUUGCCUCCUCCCCUGGGGGCGUAUAUUUUUGGGGGCAUGGGCUGGAAAAGCUCUAUCAAGUUAUCAUUCGCAUAGGAGCGGCGUCAUAGGUAGAGAGAUAGAUACCGCAGAAGACACCUCUUGUGGCCGACCCCUCGGGUAUGCGGCAUUAGUGAAGUAACCGACACCUUUUUAUGUGCUGAGCUGGGCAUUAUAGCACUACUGGUCGGAUCUUUGCAUUGAUAUACAAGAGUUACUAACCUCCGGCCUGUAGAGUUGUAUCAUUUUGUCGAUACACAUCGUCUAUAUUGG